AGGGCAACCUAUUGACGUUGCGAUUCUCCUGAUUUACUACUUUCACCCGCAAGCAACACGCACCGUUCAAUCGUCAUGACUAUUCUCGAAGCAAGAACCCGCUGCACAGAACCACGAGGAGCAAGUGCUGCAUUCUUUGCCCUGCAUCCGACAUCGUGUAUUUUGGACGUGCCCGACGUGCGCCUCGGGCCGCGACUCUUCUGCUACCUGCAAUUCGACUUGAUCACGGGCAAAAUCAGCAGAGUUCUAAAAUACGAACAGAAAGAGAACGUUCUGACACUGGCGCGGCAAUACCAAGGUUGUAAAGAUACAACAGACGGCGCGAAGAAAAGCGAUCCGGAUGAUCUGCGGGUGAGAAAAGAAAUAUUCGCAAGACUCUGGAAAAAAUUUAAUAGCCUGCAAUUCGCCACGCUCCCUUCUUGGAACAACGACGAGAAUACUUUCGCUUACGCCCUCGCUCUCGCCGAUUAUUUUCUCAGUCAGGAAGAGCCUGAUUUUAUCGGUGAUGAGGUCCAGCGCUACGAGUCGUUUCUUGCCGAAUUCGACACUGAAUCGUUCCAGCUCCUGCCGUAUCAAAUGCAAAAGUGUCUGGGUCUGGAAACUUGUGAUGCUGGGCGGCGUCUCAUGAUGAGGCCACAAGUGCUGGCUCAGCAUGACAAGUUUCUGAGCUUCUAGGUGCUGCCAAUUCCGCAUGACAAACUGCGCUUCUGCAUCACAGAAAAAUGGAGCUCUUGAGCAACGUGCAUGACAGAUUUAAGAGUCAUGCCAGACAAGCAUGACAAACAUGCAUUCUUCCAGACCCAGACAUUUUUACACUUGAUAUGCCGGAGUACAGCAUGCUCCACCCCGGGCUCAUCGACACCCACAUGCACGCGAGCCAGUACCCCUUUUACGGUACCGGGAUCUCCUAUGGGACUGUCAGGAUUGAAAUCGUCAGAGUUGAAAUGAUUUGUCAUGCAUAAAAUGCGAUGCAAAAACUGCCUCUAUUGCAGAGGACGCACGGGAGGCAGAUUAUAGUCCUGGCAAGGGUCAAGAGUUGGACUGCUGACUAGCAUGACAGCAGGCAGCUCUUUUGCCCUAAACCGCAUGACAGACUCGCUUCCAGGACCGGGGAAUUUUGUCAUGCACCGACUACAAACUGUAGGUCUAACUGGCGUGCGUUCUAUGCAUCACAAAUCAUUUCAACUUUGACGAUUUCAAUCCUGACAGUUCCAUAUCUCCAAGCCUCUGAUGGCGCCGGACGGGUUUCUGCACAAUUUCGCGUUCCCAACCGAGGCUGCUUUUCAAAACGAGAAGACGGCAAAACUGGUUUAUCCAAAAGUGGUGAAGAGGCUGCUGAGAAACGGCACAACCACAGCGGUGUACUACGCAACGUUGCACACGGAGCCCACCAUCGAGCUAGCCAAAACGUGCAAGCAGCAGGGACAGCGAGCUUUCGUGGGAAAGGUUUUGCUGGACCAGAUGUCUCUGCGGGAAGAUUAUGUGAUGGGUAGUGACGUGGAGGCAAGCCUGCAUGAAGUGGAGGAAUUUUUGCAACAUCCUGUGUUCAUUUCAGACGCGGGAGCUGCUGCUAAAAAUAGCGACGAGGAUCAUGAUGCGGCCGAAUGUGAGAGAGCGUUUUUGAAAAAUUUUGGCCACGAGGGGAAAAUAACCGCAGUGACUCCGAGGCCCGUCAUCACGCCCCGCUUUAUUCCCAGUUGCAGCAAAGCUUUGCUGGAAGGGUUGGGGAAAAUGUUGAAAAACCCUUCUUACAAGGACGUUUUGGUUCAGACCCACGUGACAGAGUCGAAGGAUGAAGUUCUGUUCGCAAAAGCGAUUUGGGAAGGCCAGAACGCGGAGAAGAAAAAAGCGGAAGACACUGAAGGCGCACCGCAGUUCAUGGGCUGCUCGUCUUUAGUAGUACAUCAAUACGAAAACGACACGCAGGUGCUGCGGGAUUGCGGACUUCUGGAAAACAGAAGGCUGCUUGCCGCCCACUGCGUGCACAUGUCGGGCGACGAGAUUGAGUUGGUGCGGAAGCAUAUGACGAGGAAAAACGUACCCACACCAGAGUCAAGAUGGGGAUUCGGCUAGACAAAUCCACAAGUUUUGUCUGUUUUGCAUGACAAAUUUGGAUUCGUAGUAUAGUGCUGUUUGAGCUAGCUCAGCAGCAUCACAGAUCUAGCAUACCAUGCUGAUUGGAGCAUGACAAAUUGCAAAACACGACUAGAAAAUGCUUGUCAUGGGGCUCCGCAUGAGAAACAUUUUCAGCAUGCAGAUUUGCAUUACAGGUCUGGUGUGGGUAUGUUUUUACUCAGGAUAAAGCACGAGGUAAAAAUCGCCCACUGUCCACUUUCAAAUUGCUACUUUGCCGAGGGUAUCCAAUGUAAAAGUGUCUGGGUCUGGAAGAUUGGCAGGUUUGUCAUGCACAUUUUGCAUGACUCCUCAAGUCUGUGAUGCAUGCCGUAGCAUCACAGGUUCUGUGAGGGCUUCCUGAAGCCUAUUGCGCAUGACAAAUGCCCUUUCCGUGCUGCAAAAUUUGGACUCUCUUUGCUGCUCAUGCAAUACAGAUUUUUUUAGAAUCCGAAAUCAGCAUGACAAGUUGGAUUCUUCCAGACCCAGACAUUUUUGCAUUUGAUAGAGGGGGCGCUCCCCUUGCAGCGCCUUCUGUUCGGCGAGAGGAGCAGCGAGAAAAGCAUCGCAAUCGGCUUGGGAACCGACAUCGCCGGGGGCUACUCGCCCUCGAUGUACAACUGCAUGCGGCAUUGUGUAGCGAGUUCAAAACUUCGCGAGGCGUCAGUAGUGGAGCCAGGGAGCUCUGCGAAGGUAAUAAUUGCAGCAGAUGGUGAGCGGACAGAUGUUUCAACAGUAACCAUCUGGACCGCUCUGCACCUCGCCACCGUUGGUGGGGCGAGAUGUGUGUGCAUGGAGAAUACCAUCGGGUCGUUUGAGAUUGGAAUGGAAUUCGACGCAGUCUGCCUGUGCUCGGGCGACACAGAUGUCGAGAGCGACUUGUCGCUGCAAAGAACGCAGGAUCCGCUGCAUCGUGACGUCGAAAAGAACCACCUCCUAGACUUGGAUUUACUAACGAAAAUACACGACGACAUUGCCGCGUCUGACCAGUUGCCCGUGAUCGUUGCGGAACGCUUACUCCAUCUCUCCGAUGAACGCCAUGUGCGCCAAGUUUGGGUAAGGGGAAGGCAGGUUGUGUCCUGAAAGUGAU
This is a messenger RNA of Amoebophrya sp. A120, 3202 nucleotides long. The record is from the annotation of a GenBank genome assembly. Lineage: Eukaryota; Dinophyceae; Syndiniales; Amoebophryaceae.